Messenger RNA from Zootoca vivipara (common lizard), 11841 nucleotides. RefSeq names its product glutaminase (gene GLS). NCBI's taxonomy places the organism in Eukaryota, Metazoa, Chordata, Lepidosauria, Squamata, Lacertidae. The record is from RefSeq and is a predicted model, not a curated record. Gene Ontology annotation, molecular function: glutaminase activity; protein binding. Gene Ontology annotation, biological process: L-glutamine catabolic process.
CUGAGGCGGGCCCCGCCGGGGCGUGUGAGAGAAGCAGGGACGUCAGGUCGGCUGCACUUUCCUUCCCGCUCGGCAGCUGAAGGGAGAGAGAGAGAGAGAGGAUGAUGCGGCUCCGGAGCCCCGCGCUGCUGAGGGACCUGCUGAGGCUCAGCCAGAGCGGAGCGGCGGCGGCCGUUGGCGGGCCUGGCUGCUGCCGCCACCCGUUGCUGAGGCGGCUCCAUCCCGCCGCCGCCGGUUGCCGCCUGCCUAGCGGCGCCGCCCGCUCCUUAUGCACCCGCUCGGAGGGGAUUCUGGACGAGCCGGGAAAGGGCCCUCCGCCGUCCCAGCAGCAGCAGCAGGACGAGGCGGCGCCCUCGGCGGCGGUGGAGAAGCCCGGCGCCAACAACAACCACAGCGCCGAAGCCGGUGGCAUGGGCGACAAUAAGAUAAAGCAAGGUCUUUUGCCUAGUUUGGAGGAUUUGCUGUUCUAUACUAUUGCAGAAGGGCAAGAAAAAAUACCAGUUCACAAAUUCAUCACGGCCCUGAAAUCGACAGGUUUACGUACAUCUGACCCAAGACUGAAAGAAUGCAUGGAUAUGCUAAGAUUGACUCUUCAAACAACAUCAGAUGGUGUCAUGCUUGAUAAAGAUCUCUUUAAAAAGUGUGUCCAAAGCAAUAUUGUCCUGCUUACUCAGGCUUUCAGGCGAAAGUUUGUCAUUCCAGAUUUUGUGUCAUUUACUUCUCACAUUGAUGAACUGUAUGAAAAUGCUAAAACACAAUCUGGAGGAACGGUUGCUGACUAUAUUCCACAACUGGCUAAAUUCAGUCCUGACUUGUGGGCAGUGUCAGUUUGUACAGUUGAUGGACAGAGGCAUUCUGUUGGAGAUACCAAAGUUCCAUUUUGUCUUCAAUCCUGUGUCAAGCCUUUGAAGUAUGCUAUUGCUGUUAAUGACCUUGGCACGGACUAUGUACACAGAUACGUUGGUAAAGAGCCUAGUGGACUAAGAUUCAACAAAUUGUUCCUCAAUGAAGAUGACAAACCUCACAAUCCUAUGGUGAAUGCUGGAGCAAUUGUGAUCACUUCCUUGAUCAAGCAAGGAGCAAAUAAUGCUGAGAAAUUUGACUAUGUGAUGCAAUUCAUGAAUAAGAUGGCUGGAAAUGAAUACGUUGGGUUCAGUAAUGCCACGUUCCAGUCUGAAAGAGAGAGUGGAGAUCGAAACUUUGCAAUAGGUUACUAUCUGAAAGAAAAAAAGUGUUUUCCAGAAGGCACAGAUAUGGUUGGCAUAUUGGACUUCUACUUCCAGCUGUGUUCCAUAGAAGUGACUUGCGAAUCGGCCAGCGUAAUGGCAGCAACAUUGGCUAAUGGAGGGUUUUGCCCAAUCACUGGUGAGAGGGUACUGAGCCCAGAAGCCGUUCGGAACACUCUAAGUUUAAUGCACUCCUGUGGCAUGUAUGACUUCUCAGGACAGUUUGCCUUCCACGUUGGUCUUCCUGCAAAAUCAGGGGUUGCUGGUGGCAUUCUGCUGGUUGUUCCCAAUGUUAUGGGCAUGAUGUGCUGGUCCCCUCCUCUGGACAAGAUGGGCAACAGCGUUAAGGGGAUACACUUUUGUCACGAACUGGUAUCUUUGUGCAAUUUCCAUAAUUACGAUAAUUUGAGGCACUUUGCAAAGAAGCUUGAUCCUCGCAGGGAAGGUGGUGAUCAGCGGCAUUCCUAUGGACCACUGGACUAUGAGAGCCUUCAGCAAGAACUUGCAUUAAAAGAGACUGUGUGGAAAAAAGUGUCACCCGAGGCAAAUGAGGACGUCUCCACUACUGUAGUAUAUAGAAUGGAAGGUCGAGGAGAGCAAAACUAAAAGAAAUGGGCUCUAGUUUCAGAGAGUUGGUUUUCAUCUUUAAACAUGCUCCCUUUUCUCUAGAUCGCACAGUUCCAGAGAAGCUAGUUUUGUUUUCAGUGUUUUGUAAAUAACUUCUCCGAGAUACCAAAGAUUAAUAUCUGGUUUUAUGCAGAUUCAUUUUAAUCGCUUUUUCAGAAAGCAAGCGGAAAAUAAAGCACGAAAAUGUGUGUCACCUACACUUGCAAUUGUAUCAUGCUUAAGGAAUGAAUUCAAAAGGGAAUUUUAAUGGGGUAUUAAAAUACAGAAAAUUUGCAAUGCAGCAAAACACAAAGGUAUAUUGGCUAGAAAAGAAAAUUGGAACAAUAGAUGUAGAAAAUAAUAAUACCCGAAUCAUAUAUUUUUUAUAAGUGGAUAAAUUUUACUGUUGUCACAAUUUGCUUGGAUUUUAACAGACUGUUAAACAAAUCCUGUUAGUUUUUUCUCUCUGUGUGUCUUUUAGUAUCUUAAUCCUAAACAUUUAGAAGCAGGUUCAUUUGCUUUCAGUUCAAGCAAAUAAAUGCAAAGUCAUUCAACUUGUGCAACAUUGGAAAAGGCUGAAAAUGAAUGGAGGUGAUAGGAUUCUUUGUAUCAGUCGUUAUGUAACAGUAUGUAGAAACCUAGUUUAAACAACUCUUAAAUAUAUUGAAAUAUACUAAAGUAUAGAAUAGUAUUGAUAAGUUCAAGUUAAUCUUCUAAAAGCAGCAUAUUAGGAAACCAUGCUUGCAUUGUGCCUUUGACUUCUGUAAAAUGAUAGAACCAGUGGUUGAGAGAUACAUACUCCAUAUAUAUUAUAAUAUAUAUAUUACUGUAGAGUCUACCAAAAAUAUCCCAGAAAUAAAUAAUAGGUGCAAUAAGAAAGAAGGCGUUUCACAUUAGAGAGCCCUUUAACACACGGAGGCAUUGCUUUUCUGCCGUUCGCUGAAAGUGGUAUUUAGUGCUUUCAAGAACCUCCAGUUUUAACAUAGCAAGGGGAAGGAGCCUUGUGGUAGUCUCUACAUUUUUACAUGCAGUAGGUGGCCAGUUUCAAAUCCUGGCACCUCCAGGUAGAUCUGGAGCUUUUGUAUGAAAUUCCUAGAGAGAUGUUGCCAAUCACUGUAAAGUUUGGCUGUAGUGAGGUGGAUGAGCUGGUGGUCUGACUUCAUAUAAAUCUACUUCCUAUGUAAUUAGCAACCCUGUUUCCCCUUGGCCAAUAUCUUCUUAGAAUGUCUGCUCACAGGAAAUUUACAUUCAACAAAUGUCCUUUCUAAUGUUAAUUAAAAGCUUCCUGUUCAGAAGUUCAACCUGCUUCAUUGCUUCUGUGAUCCUUGUUGCUGAAAGAGCGGUGAUGAAUUACCCCUUAUUUAGUCAGCUUCUGUUCCUGGUGUGUGUCAAUUUAAGUCUGUGCUGCUUCACUAUAAUGAAAUAAAAGAGGGGAUAAAAAGUAAUAAUGAAAAGCAACAUCUCUUUCCUCCCUCACCACCACCACCCUUUGUGGGAGACAAAAGUGCUUUCAGUGACAUUGCUGUGCUUUCUGUGAUAAGAGAGGGGGUCAGGGGUCAGCACUUUGUAAGUGCACCAGUUCCAGUACAGGAUUGGUUCUGCCAAUGUACCUGAAAACACUAACCUCACCACCACCUCUCCCUCCCAGUAAAUACAACAAUGGUCCUGAGAGGAGGUUAGGUAUCCAGCACUGCCUCUCCCCCAAAAAGGGGGGGGGUUAAAUAAAAGACAGUUUAUCCCCACCUGCUGACGUGGGGAAGCAAUAAAACGGUCUGAACCUGCAAACAGGAAGCUUUCACUUGAAAGGUACAGUUCCCCUAAGAAGUCCUAAUAGUGAACUGCUAGUGCACAACUGACAGGAUGUUGCUGCAAUUGCAUUUUACAGCAAAACCCCCACAACAAAUCAGGUCUGGGAAAAGCACAGAAGGAUAACACAAAACACUAGAUUGCAAUGGUUUAACAACAGCGUUGUGCCGAUUCCUUGCAAAAAGUGAAUGAACAAGAGAUGUCCACCCCAGAGGAAAGGGUUAGUGUGGAAGCAACCUACAUCUUUGAUCUAGAACCAGCCAUGAAGAAAGUAGAUCAUGAUCCACUUGUGUACCACUUAGCGCCUUUGGGCUACUUGGAUUCCUGAAAAGAAUGCUGGAUUAAGUGGAUGCGAGUCUGAUUUUGUACAGUAUUUCUCAGAGUAAUCACUGGCUAACUUUUUAAUGCACAUUUGAUUGUUCCUAAACUGAUAGGAGAUCUGGAGUAUGAAGUCUGUCUUUGUGAGUUUAAAACAUGUUGGUGAAUCACACAAGAGCAAAAUACUGCUAUCCCUGUCCUAGAUAAGGGACAUUCAAAGCUUUGUGUGGGAAUGGAGGGCAAGGGAGCGAGGCGGCAUCUGUAAUUAAGGGAUGGGUGUUCGUGUAUCUGCCUUCCUCCCCAGUGAAUUAGGAGGCCCCUGCAGUUUUCUGAACAUGAAAUCUUGUCUAAAAGAGGAGAGAGUUGCAAUCUGAAGACCCACCACCAGUUGAUCCCAAGGAAGGAAAAUAUCCAAACAAGCCCUCAGACAAACAUGGGUGUCUUCAUUGUAUGGGAGAUGUGUGCGGUGACUGAUGAACCUGAGCAGCAAUAAAGAGGAGGAGCAUGCACUAAGCCAGGGUUGUGCUCUAAAAGCUUUAGAAAGAAGGAACACAGGGGAUGAAAUAAACCAAAAUUGCAAAUUGCAAAAAUUCUAUGGGGUCUGGAAUGAUAAAUUAGCACAACUGUUGGGAGAGUGGAAUGUGGCACUCAGAGUCUCCUGUAUUGUGAUUGGGAUGACCUGAAUAAUUAUAUUUGGAUUGGAAGGUGUUACGGUCACAUUCCUAUUGGUAGGGUGGCCUAUUGAAGACAAUCUGGUAUCUUUAGCUGGUGCAAAAUUCAGCCACUAUAAUGCUUGUAGCUAGGCAGUUCAUUAUACCAAUUUUACAUUGGCUAUCCAUUUGUUUUGAGGCUUAGUUUAAAGGUUAUUUGAAGGACCUCUUAUAACUUAUAUGAAUCUCCCUGGGUCCUAAGAUUGAUCUCACAGGUCCUGCUUCCUGGCCUACCACUAAGGCUGAUCAAGGUCAGGGAGUAUCAGGGACAAGGCCUUUUCAGUAGUGGCCCCUGUAUUUAAAUAAUUCCCUUUCCUGAGAAUUCUGCUUGGCCCCUUCCCUUGAGAUCUUUAAGCAAACUCUGAUGGUGUUUUUUAUACUGCUGGGCUUCUUGAUUGCCCCUUAUAUUGCUGGCUGCCUAUAAUUUUAUUUUCUGCUGUUUUGUUAUGGGUUUUUUUUGCGUUCAACUGUUUCGUUUUUACACAUCUGUUAUAAGCUGCCUUGUGAUGGCUUGCCCUAAAACGGAGAGUGGCAAUUAAUAAUAAUAAUAAUAAUAACAAUUCUGUCCUCUUUAAAUUUCUAUGGCUCUGGAUGCUUCCUGAGGAGAGAUGAUGAAGCAUGGACUUGUGUUCGCUUGUGUAAUCCUCCACUCCUGUGUGUAUUUUUCUCCCCAUGUUUCCUUGGGGAUAUUGGCCUCACACUUUCAGAAAGUUGAGCCUACACAAGGUUUAGCCUGGAGGAUGGCUCAUGGGAGACCAUGAAAACAUCAAUUCAUGUGGUGUGGAAAGUGAUGCUCAGAGAAUGGGUUUCAGCUUCCCUGACUCAUCAGCGCUUUUGCGACUUGUCUGGGCUGUUGCUUUCAGUUAAUUACAAAAUAUUUGCUGGUCUUUGGCGUCCUUUUGGUGUCCUUCACAUGCCCCUAUAAUUUGUUCAGUGUGUUUAAGUUGAAAGCAAUUUAAACUCUUUCCUUUACUAACUUAUGGUUGUAGUCCACAAAGUUGUCCUGUCUGUGCAAUAAUUUCUGCUUGUGCAAUGAAAGUCCCUCUCCUCUCUGCAAUGUGGAGGGGUUGGGGGGAGGAAUGCCAUAGAAAGAGAGAAGGGACUUGUGGAAAUGAGAUGACUUCUUUGGAUUCAAUCCAUAAUGCCUAGACCAAUAUGAAUGAGCAACCUCGACUCUCCAAGACCUUUCAGACAUGCCUCACUGCUUGUGCAUGAGCUGAAACAUGCUCAAGCCUCAGGUUUGUUCUUCUCUACAGCAUUUAAUUUCACUUUCUAUUAAUCCUGGCUUGUCAUAAAGUAUGAAAUGGGAGACCUUGAUUUACAAUUUUUAAACUCUGGCUGGCUAAACCAGCUACUUUGCUUUGACCAGCGUUCAUAAUUUGAAAUUUAUUUCUGAUUUGUAUGUAAUGACAAGCCCAGCAUUCACAGAAAGUGAAACAAAACCAGCCAUGUGAGCCUCUCUGCAAAAGAAAAUGUAAUAUGAAUCUGGGGAAUGUAGGUUUUGCAUUCAAGUUAAACACCAUCUGAAGCAUGUCGUGUAUGAAAAUGCUCUAUGUGACCUUAAGAAAAAGGAUGUGAACUCAGCUUACUAGUGGGUCUGGUUAAACAGAGCAGUGGCUACAUUCCAGUGGGGGAAUUUGUCAGAUGAGCAAGACCAUGAAUAUGUUAUUAAAAGCUGAUAGAAUAUUAGCAUGCUUUUGUCUAAAUAUUCUUAAUAAAGCUUAAUGUACAUUUGUGUUCACGGCAAUAACAGUUCUUGAUAUUCAAGCAAUUUACUUGUCGUAUUUCUUUUCCCUUUUCCUUUUUUGUUGGCAUCCUUAAUGCUCCUUUGGAAAUGUAAAUGCAUUUAGAUUUUGCUUUAGCUUGUGUUGUAUGCUUUUGCUUCAGUUGAAGUGAUAUGUCAUGUGUCCCAUUAUUUUCAUUUGCAUUGUAUGUUAUUUAUGUAUCUCCAGCACAUACACUUUUGUACUAUAAUAAAUUUUAUUUUGAGCUGCUCAGUUUGUAUUUUUUUUUGUUCCUUUUCAAUAGCAACUAGAUCCAUGAUUUGAAACUAGGAAUAAAAAACACUUUCCAUAAUCUCCUGUGUUUAAAUCAAAAUAGCAUUCUAUAUAAAUUUGAAGAAUAGAGAGUUCAGUAUAAGCUCUAGCCAGCUUUUAGUUCCAUUUUAAAAUUGUAAUUUUAACUUUUUUUUGCAUAACAGCUUGUGUUCAUUUUCUAGUCCUGCAAUUUUUGUUAGAACCACAUUAUAUUUGGUGGGGCGUUUUGUGAACAUGUUGGCUUGAAUCCAAACGGCGGCAUUUGCUGUAUUUGCUGCCACCUCCCACAUUUCUGAUGUAGACCAUUGUGCUAACUGCAAAAGCACUCCUGGGUGUUUGAAAAAUCUUUGGUUUGGGGUAGUGGUGGGUGAAAGGCUAGUUAGGACCAGUUGGCAAAAAUAGGUGAUUCUCACCCCUCCCUGCAAAUUAUCAGAAAUGCUAUAACAUUCAUGCACUGAGCACUUUGGAUUAUGUAACUUAUAUAAUGAUGCUUACUUACUAGGUCAUACAGUUUUGAGCUUAAACAAGUGUCCAAUUAGUCUAAUACCUUAUGUUAUAUCUUAUACAAGCUGCAUGCUUGUGUAGGCAAGAACUGAUCACACAGAUGAACAUUUCCUUUGCUUUUUUUUUAUCAAAGCAGCUCCCAAAAGCCAACAAAUUUGCCUUUUUGGCAGAGAGGGCUGCUGUGCAAAAUCAUUUUUUAGAAGCUUUUCUACCUUUAUGCACGCACGGACGUGCCCAUAAUUCUGUGGAUUGUGACUAUAGACGCCAAAUGAGAAUUUAUUUAUUUUUAGUUCACUGAAAUCACUGGCCACAAUUAGACGCAGUUAACUGCAUUCAGAAAUGACUAGUUUCUCCCAGAUUUAAGCUUGUGCAUCUUGCUGCAUCUUUAUAGAUUUGUUUAUUGUGACUAACUACUAAUAAUGCAAAAUGUAUAGAACAGAAUGGAAGCCAAAGAGAAGGAAAAUACAAGUAGGGCAAAAGAACAUGCACACUUCUUGGAAAGACUUGUUUGUGCUUUCCCCCCAGGUCUUGAUAAUACAUGCCAUUGAGAUUCCAAUCCUAUACCCACUUACUAGGGAAGUCUGUAGGACUUACUGCUGAGUAAACAUGUAUAGUCGUACCUUGGAAGUCAAACGGAAUCUGUUCUGGAAGUGCAUUCGACUUCUCAAAUGUUCGCAAACCAAAUUGCGGCUUCUGGUUGGCUGCAGGAACUGUUCGGGUUCCAAAAGAACGUUUGCAAACGGAACAAUCACGUCCGAGUUUGCGGCGUUUGGGAGCCAAACCGUACUAAUUCCAGCGCAUUCGACAACCAAGGUACGACUGUAUAGGAUUGUGCUAUAACAUAUGACACACUGUGUGUGCUUGGUCAUGUUUAUUUUUAAUUAUUUUACUGAGCAACAUUAAAACCUCUGUAAGGGACCCAGGUGUUGCUGUGGGAUAAACCACAGAGUCUAGGGCUUGCUGAUCAGAAGGUCGGCGGUUCGAAUCCCUGCAACGAGGUGAGCUCCUGUUGCUCGGUCCCAGCUCCUGCCCACCUAGCAGUUCGAAAGCACAUCAAAGUGCAAGUAGAUAAAUAGGGACCGCUCCGGCGGGAAGGUAAACGCCGUUUCCGUGCGCUGCUCUAGUUCGCCAGAAGCAGUUUUGUCAUGCUGGCCACAUGACCCGGAAGCUGUCUGCGGACAAACGCUGGCUCCCUCGGCCUAUAGAGCGAGAUGAGCGCCGCAACCCCAGAGUCGGACACGACUGGACCUGAUGGUCAGGGGCCCCUUUACCUUUACACUUAUGUGGUUUUAAUAACGAGCAGUUUAUCUGACAAAAAUAUUAAACCUAAAGUCUCUUCCCAAUAAGUGUCAGAUUAUCAUAGCCUUCAAACUUUGUGUCCCAUCUAUCGGGGAUCCAGAAUCAGUAGAGGGGAAAUGCAGUUUGCUAGGUGACUCAUAUUUCCUGCAGCGAGGAAUUCACUGUACCAUUAUUUGAAGUACCGUACUUGUAGAUUUGGUGAUUGAAAGUGCCUUCUGAAACUUGCUAGGUAAACAAAACUCAGCCUGUCACUGUUUGGGUGCUUGUAUAAAGAACCAGAAUAUAAGAACCAAAUGGAUUGAUCUCUGUGGUUGGGGUGAUCCCAAAUCCACAGGCUUCCCUCUUCCCUUAAAUGAUGGGAACAGCUUGUCAUGUAGAGCCCCUCUUCCUCCGAAUCUGGUCCACAAUCUGUGAUACUUCAGUAAUAAAGACGCUUGUGAGGUGUUCCUGUCCUGUCCUACUUUCAUGCUAGCUUCUUUAGGAGGAUGCCGAAAGCUCACUUUUCUUAUUUAAGGUUAAUUAUUAUCAAAGUCAUAUGUAAGGCACAAGCAGGAGAAACUAAAGUCCAAACAGCAUUAAAUCAUCUCAAAUCCUAGUACUCCAGCUUAACUCGAACAUAGAUUUACGGCAUACUAAACUAGGUAAUCCUCACCUAUUUUUUAUUUCUGGUCUCUAUAUCUGCACCCGAGAAAUGAAGGUUGCUUCCCAAUAUUCCCACCCUGCUUUUGAGCAAUAUCCUUUAAAAAAAUAUUGCCACAUUUGCUCAGUAUUUUAAAAGUUCGUUGUGGCUGUUAGUACUGCAAAGCCAAAGAAAGAGAAUCAUAGAGUUGGAAGCGACCCCAAGGGUCAUCCAUUGCAACCCCCUGCAAUGCAGGAAUCUCUUUCCCAACGUGGGGCUCAAACCCAUAACCCUGAGAUUAAGAGUCUCAUGCUCUACUGACUGAGCUAACAGAUACUCGGUAUAGUACUUCACUGGAUCAUCUUCACACUAAAUUCAUUCUUAUCCCUUGAGUGUAUUAUUUCAAGGCUGAUUUAAUCCUUGUACCUGACAAUUGAGGUUAGUGAGCACAGGGGCGUAGGGGGGGCGAUGGGGGUGGUCUGCCCUGGGUGCCACCCGGGGGGGUGGCACUCUGCACGCCCCUCCCUGGCCCGCCCUUCACCUCCGCCUGCGCAUGGAGCAGGUGAGCGAGCAAGCUGCAGAGUGAGGCUUUUUACCAGGUGGCAGGGCAACAGCGCCUCCCAAUCCACCCAGUAAAAAACCUCGCUCCGCGUCUUGCCGGUGGCGCCGCUCCAGCGUCGUAUGCGUACCACAUGCGCAGUGUCGCUAUGUAGUGGUGCAGCGCAUGCGCGCAGCAUCGUGGGUUGCUGCUCCGGGUGCCGGAGCGGCUUCCUCCGCCGCUGAGUGAGUAUUAUUUUUGAGUCGAUAUGCGGUACUCAACGUUUCAACUGAUUCUCUGAAGUUUGCGGAUACAAGGUUUAUUAAUUUUUUCAUCCCGGAAACAUCCAGCUGCAGACUAAUAUUGCACAGGCAGUUAUUCUCCAUCUCUUAGCACAAAUACCUAUGUGGACUGGGCAACUAGUUAAAAACUGAGUAGUUUGGAAGACUUUCAUUUCCUAUUUGUCAACAUAACCCAGAUCACAAAAACCACACUAGUGUGAAGAAACAAUUGUUUUAAUUCAGUAGUGAAUUAAAACAAAGAUUUGGGCAUUGUUUCCAAGUUAAACAUCAACAGUAAGUUAAAACAUUUCUGUUUUUUGCCACUUUUUAAAGACAAUCAUCCAAUCAUUCAUUUUAUUUCACAGAUUCUUACAGCAAAAUAAAUUUGAUAUUCCAUAGUUCAGUUAGAUCUUUUCACACAAUUCUGUAGCAAUAUUACAGGUUCCAUUUAAAGUUCACAAUCACACCUGUUAUAUUUUGUCCCUUAGUAAAGUCUGUUUGACAUCCAUGAAUAUAUUUAAGAGUUUUAAUUCAGCUGUCAAGAUGUCCAUAACUUUGAAAACCUGAUGCACAGAUCUCAAACAAUGUAAGUCUGGUGUGGUACGGUUUUCUCCAGUUAUAAAUCUGUGUUCCUUCCCAUGCUAACAGGUAAGAUGCCUGUCCUUGUAAUUUUAAUUAUACUAUUGGUUAAAGGAUUGAAUAAAACAGUCAAGCAGGCUAUAUACAAUUUGGAUGAAAGUCCAGCCAAUCCUAGAGAUUUACCACUUUAUUAUUUCAAAAUAGCUAAAUUGAUUUCAUCUUUUAUAACUGGUGGCUUCAAAAGUUAUUAUCGUGCAUUGAGAACUUCUAGGGGUUUUCAACUGAUCCCCAAAUGCUGAAAUCUGGUUCUAAACAAUAUUUCUUAAAAUAUUAUACAAAAGCAAAAAACAAAACAAAAAAGUUGCCUUUUCUACUGGGCUCCCACCUUGGUUUUGAACAGGUUUUCAAAUACUUUCUUAGUUGUGUGUUGUGGUUGGUUUUUGGUCUUGUUUUCUUAACUCGUCGGAAAGUUGCUGAUCUGCAUGGUUUAUCCUUUUUGCUUCGGAAAAUUUCGAAUAAUUCCAUCUGAUAACACUUAAAAAACAUUUAAUUAUUGGCUUUGGUGAUGGUGAACUUCCUUUUGCUUGUGUUAGAUUUGACUAGGAAAUUCUGAGCUUUUCAACAAGUGUAUUUUUUUGGGGGGGGGGGGAACGUUUGCAUAGAUGUGCUAAAAACGUCACACGCAGGGGCAUUUGUUGCAUUGUCCCCAGGAAUGGCAGUUCCCGACACUAGACAAAGAUCCUCUUCAAAGUUCAGCUGACACCCUGGAAACACUGUCCAGAUAUACCUGGGAUCAGAAGAAGAUCUUAGAUGUGAAUAGGAGGCAGCAAUUGUGUACAAUGUUUGCAAGUAAAAUUGAGUAAAUAGACCCACAUGCCAAACAUAGGCACCAGGCAAAAGACUGCUCUGGUGAUCAGGUGGUUCAAGGCAAUCCAGUAAGAGUUUCCUUGUGUUUAACAGUAAAGGAAUUUUGCACGUUACAUGCCUUCCUUAGUCACCAAGCACCAUGUUGACUGCAUGCGCAGAAUCUUGACAAAAUCCCACGUUAAAUCCAAAGCCAGAGAGCGUAGGAAUGGCAUGAUUUAUUAUUUACCUCGUUUGGAAGACAAGUUUGUUCCAGUUUGUAAUAGUGAACUUCAGAGACUGCUUUCUCCUGUAACUCUUUGAGAUCUUGGAUUUUUGAGAUCUAAAAGAUAUUUUUUUUCUACAAUAUUGUCACAUGCUUAACAUGCCCACGCUAUUGGACUUCCACCUGUCGGUGUAGUUAGUUCAAUGUUAAAAAAUUCUCUGAAAUAAUAGUCUUAACAUUGAUUAUUAUU